This is a messenger RNA of Oncorhynchus keta (chum salmon), 964 nucleotides long. Its product is annotated as LITAF domain-containing protein-like. The coding region runs from base 1 to 336 and encodes 111 amino acids. The transcript has 4 exons. Gene Ontology annotation, molecular function: zinc ion binding. The record is from RefSeq and is a predicted model, not a curated record. NCBI's taxonomy places the organism in Eukaryota, Metazoa, Chordata, Actinopteri, Salmoniformes, Salmonidae.
AUGACUUUCACUGGGGGUCCCCAAGCAGGUGUGUACACACCUCCACCACAGUACACCUCUGGACCAGGUGGACCGGUGCCAGUCGUGACCCAGGUAAUAAUGACUCCUAGCCUGAUGGAGGUCGGAAGUUCGACCAUGUGUCCCCACUGCCAGCAGCACGUGGUCACCAAGACAGAGACCAAUGCUGGCCUGCUCACCUGGCUCAUCUGUGGUGGCCUCUUCAUUGUUGGGUGCUGGCCAUGCUGCGCCAUCCCUUUCUGUGUAGACUCAUGUAAAGACGUGAAUCACAGCUGUCCCAACUGCAACAAUAUCAUCUACGUCUACAAACGCAUUUGAUAUUAAUUUGACUGUACUACCUUUAUCUGAAGGACUGGGACAUGGCACUUCAAUCAAAUCAACAUUUCUGUAAAUGUAUGAGGUUCGUAUUCACUAGGGCAUAUGAUGUUGGAAAAUGUUUUACAACGAAGAAACAAAAACUAAUUCUUAUUGGACAAGUCCAGAUAGUCCCUCCCUUUUUCAGUCCAUUUUCUUCCAUUUGGUGCCUAAUGAAUACAACCCAGGGGUAGCCAAAAGGGUUAUGUCUAUCCUAUAUAGUCCCUGAGCAGGUGGUGAGCUUCCCUCAGCUCCACAAAAUACUACAUAAUAUAUGCCAUUUAGCAGAUGCUUUUAUCCAUUUUUGUAUGGGUUGUCCUAGUGGAAAUUCAAACCCACAAGUGCCAAGCUCCAUCAGGUCCCUGGCCAGACUUGACCCUUGUAGUGACUACCAAAGAGAAUCCUGAUACCAAAGACUGGUAGUAGCUGCGCUAUAGUUGUUUCACUGUAGUUCUGUACUCGUCUGAAGUCCAUGAAAGUAAAGGAACUUCUAAACCACUCUACUUAUUGUAAUAUUGUUACAUUGAGAUGUAUUUAUCACCAUCACUUCUUAUUGUAUUAUUGUUACAUUGAGAUGUAUAUAUCACCAUCA